Messenger RNA from Oreochromis aureus, 5251 nucleotides. RefSeq names its product rubicon autophagy regulator (gene rubcn). The coding region runs from base 404 to 3292 and encodes 962 amino acids. The transcript is spliced from 21 exons. Lineage: Eukaryota; Metazoa; Chordata; Actinopteri; Cichliformes; Cichlidae. Gene Ontology annotation, biological process: negative regulation of autophagosome maturation; negative regulation of endocytosis. The record is from RefSeq and is a predicted model, not a curated record. Gene Ontology annotation, molecular function: phosphatidylinositol phosphate binding. Gene Ontology annotation, cellular component: early endosome; late endosome.
UCUUGUCUUCUAGAAAGCUCUUUCCUCACCAGCCGCCUGAAAGCUUUAACUCUUUAUAAACUUGUUUAUAAAACACGACCGAGCCUAUUAUUUUAAAAUUAUUUGCAAAUUAAAUGAGGGCGGUAUCAUCUGGUGUUAUUUUAAAGUAAGCACUGUUACGUUAAAUAGUGGGCAGAGCUGCGCUGAACACCACCGCCCACUGAUGAUGGUAGCAGGUCAUGCGGCCUCCACUGUUUUGAUCCACGGCUCUGACAGACAGGGUAGAGAUGGCGGAAGACUUUAAGUCCGGGUGACUCUUUCAAACAACCCUGCUACUGUGAUACAUCUCCAUUGUACCUAACAGGACGGGAUAUUCUCCGGGAAGCUGGCGGCUUUGUACGGCACUCGGUUCCUCCCGGAGGACAUGGAGAUCAUGGCAGAGGGAGAAGCGGAGGAGCGCAGAAAGGAGCACUGGAAGCUGCUGUCCAGCCUGAAGACCACAGUGGAGGGCCUCUUGUCCACCAACAACCCCAACGUGUGGUCGCGGUAUGGUGGCUUGCAGCGGCUGCACAAGGACAUGAACAACAUCCUCAGCCAUGGACUUAGGAAUGAGCAGGUGUACUACAAGCAGAGAAACUAUUGGCCGUUUGUUUGGUGUGUUCGCUACAUCAGCCCACAGCUCGCCUCCCACGUUGAACAGUUCAGGCACCUGGAGCCGGUACUGAGCAGUGGGAUAAAGAGUGCUGGUGAAAGCUACAAGGCUGAGCGUUGGCUGCUUCACAGCUUACAGGUUCACAUGCUGUCAGCGCAGCUCCGACCUUUGCUCAAGCAUCUGGGGCACAUGCGUAAAUACUACAAUGAUGAUGCUUUUCUGUUGAGCGAGCCUCAUGUGACCGCCAUGUUCCAGUGUCUGGAAGCUGUGGAGCAGAAUAAUCCCAAACUGCUCGCCCAAGUAGACACUGUCGGGCUGUCCCCUCUGAAGGCCCCACCAUGCCUAGGGCUACUGAAGAGCCAGAGUCUGUGUGUCUUGCCUGGAUCUGGUGGAGCCUGGAGGAACGCCGACAAGGCUCCCAGCAGAGAAUCUCUAAGUCGCAGACUCACCACCUCCAACUGCUCUCUGCGAGAAGCAGUCGCCACCAGCCAAAACUCUGCGAGCACUACAGCAGCUGAAUCCCCAAACAGCAGCAGCACAAACACUACCUCUCAAACCAGCAGCCUGGAAUCUCAAUGGGUGGUUGUCACCAGGCCGGGGGAGAACGCACGAGGUGCGUCGCCCCCACCUGGCUCAGCGUCCAUCCCUUCCAUCUCGUUAACGGACACCAACUCCACAUCCUCCUUCCUUCAGUCCGAGGCCGACGAGUACGGUGGCGGCGGUGACUCUGACGAUGGUCCAGAGUAUUUGGCCAUCGGUAACCUCGGGCAACGCAACGGUCGACGUAAUUCCCAAAGCUCCACCCACAGCAGCGAGCGGGGGGAGAACACGGACCAAUCCCUGCAGCGGAGUUCCACUACACAGGCCCCGCAGAGGCGUUCAUCUUUUUCAGAGGGCCAGAAGGGGCCGGGGAGGGGGCUCAAAGGACACACUCGAUCAUUCUCUGACACAGGGGUCAAUCAGAAACUCAGGAAUGAAUCAGCAGGCGAGGACUGCUGCAUGAAAGACUACAGCCCGUUCUCACCUCAGCACAGCGAUACCAGCACAUCCAGUUCUCUUUACAUGGAGUCUCAUGGGUCCCAGUACAGCAGUACCUCAGAGGGGAUGUUCAGGAGGCCGUCAGAGGGGCAGAGCCUCAUCAGCUACCUGUCAGAGCAGGACUUUGGCAGCUGUGCAGACCUUGAGAAGGAAAAUGCCCAUUUCAGCAUCUCCGAGUCGCUUAUUGCAGCCAUUGAGCUGAUGAAAUGCAACAUGCGGCGUCAGGAGGAGGGCGAGGAGGAAGGAGACAGUGACAGCGAGAUUCAGCAGCUGAAGCAGAAGAUUCGCCUGCGGAGGCAGCAGAUCAGACGCAGCCGUCUGCCGCCAUCCGCAAACUCCCAACACGCUUUUCACUCCACUGACAGUGGAGGCUCCAGGAGGAGCUCUCAGGACUCCUCCCAGGGCCUGUCUGACUCGGGCUCAGCAGAGGAGGUGGAGGAGUGUGAACUGCGAGAUGGCUGUGAGGGUCAGUCCCUGUUGGCGAUGUCUCAGAACGGCCUCUCCCUGUCACUCGCCUCCCUCUUCUCAGAUGCGGACAUAAAGCCCAGUGUAAGCUCCAGCGGCAGAUCUUUUCUCAGCUCAGAUUCAUUCAGCACCCCCUCCUUCCUCCAGUCUAACUCAGCUGAGUCAGUAGCCAUGGGUUUACUCAGGCAGUUUGAGGGCAUGCAGCUUCCUGCAGCUUCUGAGCUCGACUGGCUGGUCCCAGAACAGGAUGCCCCUCAGAAGUUGUUGCCCAUCCCAGACUCUCUGCCAAUCUCUCCCGAUGACGGCGAGCACGCAGACAUCUACAAGUUAAGGAUUCGGGUGAGAGGUAACCUCGAGUGGGCACCGCCGCGACCACAGAUAAUCUUCAACAUUCAUCCUGCACCCAAGAGGAAGAUAAUUGUGGCUAAACAGAACUACCGCUGUGCUGGCUGUGGCACCCGCAUUGACCCAGACUACAUUAAGCGGCUACGUUACUGUGAAUACCUCGGCCGGUACUUCUGCCAGUGCUGUCAUGAAAACGCUCAGGCAGUCGUUCCCGGCCGGGUGCUGAGGAAGUGGGACUUCAGCAAAUACUAUGUCAGCAACUUUGCCCGAGACCUGCUGAACAAGAUUUCUGGAGAUCCGCUUUUCAACCUCAAUGAUAUCAACAGCGGGCUGUACAAGAAAAACAAAUCUCUGGAGACUGUUCGGGUUUUGAGGAUGCAGCUCUUUCACAUGAAAAAUCUCUUCAAGACAUGUCGCCUUGCUAAAGACUUGUUGGACCAGUUCGACAGCCUGCCGGGUCACCUGACAGAGGACUUUCACCUCUUCUCCCUCAACGACCUCACUGCUGUGCGCAACGGGGAGCUGGGUUCCCGAAUGAAAGAGCUGCUGAAACUUGGUACCAUGCAUGUAGCCAACUGUGUGCUGUGCCAAGCAAAAGGCUUUGUUUGCGAGUUCUGCGGGAACGACAAAGACAUCAUCUUCCCUUUCCACCUGAGCAAGUGCCAGCGUUGCGAAGACUGCCACGCGUGUUACCACCGCACCUGCUUCCGCACAGGUAAAGGCUGUCCUCGCUGCCAGCGGCUGGCAGACCGGAGAGAGAGGAUGGCACGCAAAAACAUGGAGGAGCAGGAAGAUGAGGGAGGUGGGGCUUAAAGCUUGCAACAGGGGAGCCUCAGAGAAAGAGGAGAAGGAGGAGGAGAAGCACAACACGACCAUGAUUGUAGUGGCUGACCAUCUCUCGUUCCGCUCCAGCCUUUGUAACUCGGGGAGACGGCGCCUUCGCAAUGCAGGUUUUACUACAUCAGGGCAGCCGCAUCACUCAGAAAGAGGACCAAGGCUGGUGUUGAUUUUUCCGGUGAAUCUCUUUUAGACAUGCACUUUACUCUAAGAAUGCGUCCUGCUAGAAUGGUAGUGAUUUUUAGAAAUCAUCUCCCUGAUUUGGCAAUUGGAUUAGAUUUGUCUGUCCUUUGCUGAUGACUUUAUUUAAAUUUCCUUGUAAAUACGAACUAAAAAUUCUUGCCAGCGUCUCCGUAUGGUAGUGCUUCUGUUGCUCCAAAGUGAGUUUUAAAAGAGGGCGCCUUUCUUGUUUCAGCUGUGCUGAAUCAUUCCUGAAUUAAUAAAAUCGCUGUGUGUGAAUAAGAAAACGUGCUGCCUUACACAGAUGUUUGAUGCUCUCAUGUUGUAGUUUCAUGUGUGAAAAGAGCCAAAGAUUCUCGACCUGUCAGAAAGUCCCCAUUUUUCUUUUUUAAAUAUUUAAACUGGGAUUGCAAAACGUUAAUUUUUUUUCUUGAAGAACUGAUCAGUUUCCCAGUUAAGACACUGUAUUUAAAUAACCCAUGAAUGCUCUCUCUUCCUCGCUCCUUACUGUCCCGAUUUUAGCCGUUUUACACACAUUUGUGUGCCUCUUGGACAAAGCUGCAUUUAAAACACUUCAGAGGAGGUGUUUCAAAUCAGCAUUGAGAGUAUUUUAAAUAAUUUUUUUGUGCUGCUGCUGCUGCUUUGUGUGCAUUUGGUUACUGGAGAGAGGUGUGUCGUGAGUGUGGGUGCUUGUGUUUAUUUGUGCACAUGUCUACCUGCUGUGCGUGUAGCCCAACUGGCACGCGGCUGCUCGUUGUAGAAUUUGGAAUAUUGGAGAAGGUUUGGUUAAUUGCACUGAUCCCAUGUUUUUGUUGGAGGGGGUGAGGGUGGGACAUCACUCUUUGGGUGAAUUAGAUUAGAUGUGUGUCAGGAACAUGAACCCUGAUCUUGAACAGUCUUAAAAGUUCCUGCCAGCUGAGUUUCUCAACAAAUAAGAUCCACGAGGUAGAAGAGACAUACCAUUAUCACUUCUUGGGCUAAAUUUGUAUUUUUUUCUUCCAGCAGUUUGAAAGUAAACACGACGGUUCACUGUUUUAACACAGAGUUGUGUGCGAGUGCAAUUCCUUCCAAUGGGACUGCUAGCUUGGAGUCUCCUUUAACUGUUUAAACUGACUGUAACAGGCUGUAGGUUCUGACCUUGUAUGAGAGUGCCGUGAUCAUCGGUAGCAGAUGAGGAAUUUCAGUAGUUGAACCAAAAAUAUCUUUAUAACUCUGAUCGUUUCAUUUUGAUGACUUUUUUGCAAACCGAGCAUCGCACAGAGGAAUAGAAAUGUCUGAUUAGUGGCUCUGUUGUAAGCUGAAUUGAUCGCAUUUGUAGUCCUCAAGUCCUUCGAUAGACUAGAUAAAAAUCCAGAGUUUAUGUAUCCCAUCUGUAGAUUUGAAGAAGUUGAGGUUUUGGGCACAUAAGGAUGAAAUAUUUAUGUCCUCAAAAACUGCCAGAAAGACUGAUUUUUGAAUUUCGAGAUGCUUUUUAGAAGAAACACUGAACCAAGUGACUGCUCAGCUCUACGGACAAACCUCCAUUUAGAUGACGAUUGUUGUGUUUUUUGCCUUUAACAUGGAGGAACGAAGGAGCCUUACAGUGCACUACAGAUCCAAAUGUAUGUUAUUAAAAAAGUUGAUUAUUAUGAUUGUGUGUUCAUUUGCUUUGGUUCUGUAAUCAUGUUGAUAAUAAAUGACUGGCUAGACUGUUCAUCAAGUGAAGAAUGACACUUUUUAUUUACCAAGAAAAAUUAAUAAACAGAAGUCUUAGAA